GGGAAACGUAGUUGAAAGAAAGAUUACCCGAAAUGCAAUAGAAUACUGGAAAUACCAGGCGGGCAAUAGGAAAAGAAGCACCAUGCGAUAAUUCUAUCUGUGAUAUAUAGCAGCUUCAUAAAUCUAAGGGGAAAAAAACAGUAACACGGACGAAAAUAGAACGGACUGUAGUUUACACGAAGAUAUUGUUUUGUCGACUAUGUUGUGAAUUGAGAUACGGGGAACGGGUUUGACUCUCACGCGGGCAUCAUUCAAAGCUAACUAGCAUGCUAGUUGUGAUGCUUGGUUGCUCUUCAUGACUGGUUGAAGUCCAAAUAUCUCUUUGGCAAUAAAUGCGUGCGUCCUAUAAAAACAAACACCAAACAUGUCGGGUUUCAACUUUGGUGCGGGGGCUCUUGGUGCAACCAACCCGGGUGGUGGCUUUUCAUUUGGAGCAGUAACAAGUACACCAGUGGCCAACACUGGCAACUUCGGGGCCGCCCUUGGAACAGCAGCCCCUACCUCCACCACCAGCACAGCCGCCGCAUCUCUUGGUUUGGGAGGCAGUCUUUUUGCUCAGAAACCCACUGGAGGAUUCUCUUUUAACACGCCUGCCUCAAGCGCUGCUGCACCUACUACAGGCUUUGCUUUAGGUGCCCCUGCUUCAACAGCUGCUACUACAGGAUUUAGCUUGGCUUUCAAUAAGCCUACUGCCUCUGCUACACCAUUCUCCCUCACCACCACUGCUACCACCUCCUCGUCAGCCCCUGCUGGUGCAGGUUUAACAUUUGGCUCCAUCCUGACAUCUACGGCUCCACAGCAGCCUGCACCCACAUCCUUCGGCCUUGGUCUUGGUGCAGUAACAAGCAAUGCAGCAGCCUCAACAGUCCCAUCGUUGGGAGGGAGCCUCUUCUCCAACACUGCCGCUACAGGUUUGGGUCAGACCACUCUCGGAGGAGCUGGGUUAACAUUCGGUUCACUCUUGGCUCCAUCCACAACAGUAUCAGUGGCCCCAGCCCCCAGUCUUGGCCUGGGUGGAGUGGACUUCAGCACUUCCUCUGAGAAUAAGAGUGACUCAUCGUCUGGAGCCAAUGCACAGGACAGUAAAGCUUUAAAAGAUGAAAACUUGCCUGCAGUCAUUUGUCAGGAUGUUGAGAAUUUCCAGAAAUUUGUGAAAGAGCAAAAACAGGUUCAGGAGGACAUCAGCAGGAUGUCAUCUAAAGCCAUUACUAAAGUCCAAGAUGACAUCAAGAAUCUAAAGCAGCUCCUCUCUGUCAGUGCCAGUGGUCUGCAGCGCCAAGCUUUGGCUAUUGACAAAUUAAAGCUGGAAACUGCGCAGGAGCUGAAAAAUGCUGACAUAGCACUGCGUACACAGAAGACUCCCCCUGGACUUCAACACGAAAACACUGCUCCAUCUGAUUAUUUCCGCAGUCUGGUGGAACAGUUUGAGGUGCAGCUGCAGCAAUAUCGACAGCAAAUUGAAGAGCUAGAAAACCACCUGACGACACAGAGCAGUGGAUCCCACAUCACUCCUCAGGACUUGUCUUUGGCCAUGCAGAAGUUGUACCAGACUUUUGUUGCUCAGGCUGCACAGCUCCAGUCAGCUCAUGAAAACGUCAAGAUCUUGAAGCAUCAGUACCUCUCUUAUCGUCGCGCCUUCCUGGAAGACUCCACUGACGUCUUCGAGUCCAAACGGGCAACCAACAGGAAGUGGCAGAGCGCGCCACGAGUCACGACAGGACCUGCCCCAUUCUCCAGUGUGCCCAACGCUGCAGCAGUUGCCAUGGCAGCCACAUUGACCCAGCAACAGCAGCCAACUCCAGGGACCCAGGCAGCCUUGGGGGCAGGGUUUGGGAACCCUUUUGCCUCGACAGUUGGCAGUAGCUUGGGCUCUUCUACCGUAGGAGGUUUUGGUGGUGGGCCAGCAUUUGGUGGGGUGGGGACUGGGGGAUCUUCUUUUGCCUUCUCCUCCACCAGUAAGCCCACAGGAGGCAGUCUGAGUGCAGGCUUUGGUAGCGCCAGCAGCUCAGGCUUCAACUUCAGCAACAAUCCUGGCAUCAACCCCUCGGCCGGCCUGACCUUUGGGGUGUCUAACCCUCCUGCUGCGGGCUUUGGCACAGGAGGGUCUUUUCUGCAGCUCAAGAAACCCCCUGCUGGUAACAAAAGAGGCAAGAGAUAGAACCAAGGAAAGACAGAAGAACCCUGUGAUUGACCAGCUGACCACCUUAGGGUUUUGCACUGGGUGAAAGCCUGGCCUCAAGAAAAGCAUGCAAGUGCUACAGGAAUCAUUAUCUAACUCCGGAAAGAAGAAAAUCAAAAGUGUGCUAAACUUUUAGACGGGUUAUAAUUCAUCAUCAAACCGCCACACAGGAUUACUAACCUGUUGACACAGUGGCUGCUCCAUAUUUUCUUUAACUUUUUUUGUAUUCUCCAUUGAUGUGAUCAAACUUUUAGUCCAAAUAAAUAAAUGACAAAAAUCUGCCCAUAUUAACACAUUCAUGCGGGAUCAAUUUAAAAAAAAAAAAAAAAGAUUUAUGUUUCUUGAACCUUAACAAUUAGUUGCUCUGGACAUGUGUAUUUUGAAGAUGAGUUGCCCUCUUCCAUUGACCAUGGGGGCUACUGGCAUGUAAUGAAAUCUGUAGCACCACAUUGCUUUUAGAGUUGCCAAUCAUGGACACACACGAGUCAAUUUGACAUCAUUUCAGCUACUGUAUGUGGAAAAUGGACUUAAAUAUUUCACAAGCAGGCUUUUGUGCUUUGAAAUUGACAGUGCAGUCGGCUCUAUUGUAUCGACACAAAUUCCAAUUGUAAAACUGCACUCGAACGACUCUCAAAUGAUGACUUUGUCCACGUUGUGUGUGUCCAUGGAAGUUUGUGAUAAGGUGCAAGAAGAAGAGGGUUCUGAUGUAAUGGUUGAUAUGAUUGAGUCUGGUUUCAGAAGUUUCGGGAGGGAGGGAGUAUUAUCUGAGUCUACAUAGUUUUAUAGGCACAGGAGUGUCCAGGGUGGGUUAGUUUUUUGGGGACGCACAAUUUUAUUUUUGUAUCAAGCGGGGAAAGACAUUAAGGAGGGGUAAAAGGGGAAUAUCAACUCGGGAUAGCCCAUUAUCUAGUCCACGUAACCUGUGUUCUUUUCACUUGACUCCAUCCUUAUCAUUGUUUAUUAAUGUCUUUAGACCCAUUUUGUUUGCCCUAUGUAUGUGUGUGUGUGUGUGUAAGAAGUCAGCAAACCUGUUUCUAUUACAUGGUUCCCAUUAGAUGUUACUUUAGCUGAAUCUAAAAGGGAUUUCAAAGACAGAUUCUAUCCACUUCGAUUUAUACACGUGCUUGGACAAAUUUGCACUUGCCAGUGUACGUGAUGGUGAUUGUGUGAAUGUGCAUGUGUGCCUAUUGCAAAAGUAUGAAUUUGUCUCUGGUCUGGUCUGUCAUGCUCAACUUUGUGGUUGGGGCGGUCGGUAUUCUGCUUCUUUUUUUUCCCUUCCUUUUUAAAUUGUACAUGUCUGUCCAGAUACCAAAUACUGGUAAUUGUACUAUCAUUUUCUAAUCUCAGUCUGUGUAAACAUGUAUUUUCAAGAAGCUGUUUAAUAAUAAAAUCUUCGUUUUGACCAAUUGCCUGUUUAUGGCAUCACUUCAAUAAAUGGGUGUCUUGACACUGAA
Molecule: messenger RNA, 3633 nt
Organism: Solea solea (common sole)
Lineage: Eukaryota; Metazoa; Chordata; Actinopteri; Pleuronectiformes; Soleidae
Gene: nup58
Product: nucleoporin 58
Exons: 14
Coding region: 365-2158 (597 amino acids)
Biological process (GO): nucleocytoplasmic transport
Cellular component (GO): nuclear pore
Molecular function (GO): structural constituent of nuclear pore
Source: RefSeq, a predicted model, not a curated record